AUGGCUCGCGUGUUGGUCGUGGGCGCGGGGCUCACGGGCGGCCUGUGCGCGGCGCUGCUGAGGCGGGGACGUCCCGUGAGCGUGGCGGUGUGGGAGCAGGCCCGCGACGCAGGGGGAAGAAUGGCCACGGCCCAGAGCCCCCGCGACCCCCAGUGCAGGGCGGACCUGGGGGCUCAGUACGUGACGCGCACCCCCCAUUACGCCGGGCAGCACCAGAGUUUUUACGACGAGCUCCUAACCCAAGGUGUUUUGAAGCCACUCACCUCUCUCAUUGAAGGCAUGGUGGUGAAAGAAGGGGAUUGCAACUUCGUGGCACCUCAAGGAAUCUCUUCCAUCGUGAAACAUUAUUUAAAAGAGUCAGGGGUGGAAGUCUCAUAUGGGCACCGUGUAACUGAAAUCUACCUUAAAGAUGACAAGUGGGAAGUCCACAAGGAAGCGGGAGGCUCUGAGCUGUUUGAUAUCAUCAUCCUCACGAUGCCUGUUCCCCAAAUCCUUCAACUCCAGGGUGACAUCAAGAACUUAAUUAGCGAAAGUCAGAAGCAACAACUGACCUCGGUGCGCUAUUCCUGCCGUUUCGCUCUGGGCCUCUUUUAUGAAGCUGGCACGCAGAUUGAUGUCCCCUGGGCCGCCCGGUAUAUCCUCAACAACCCCUACAUAUGCUUCGUCUCCAUCGAUAAUCAGAAGCGAGACAUAGAUGCAGCAGACUCGGGCCCCUCAGUGGUCGUCCACACCACCACGUCCUUCGGAAUGGAGAACUUGGAGAAAAGCAUUGAGGAUGUUCAGGAUGUGAUUCUGCAGCAGAUGAGCAGCGUCUUGCCGGACCUGCCCACUCCAGCCAGCACCACGUGCCGCCGGUGGACGUACUCUCAGGCUGAGGAAAGUUGUAAUCGGCAAAGCCUGAAAAAAAAUGAGGGCUGAUCUUCUAUUGGGCAAGGAAUUCAAGAUGGUGUUUCUUCAGUUUGCGUGGUGCCCUGGACAUUAUUACUGGGAUCAGCUGUGGACAAGCCUGCUCUCUAACCAUCAGUGUUGCUGGAAGAGAGCAGCCCUUUUGUAAAGAGGCCAUUGGAAACUGGCUAGUAAAGGUCCCUUCCCCAGGGGAGAGUGGUGUGAAAUCAAAGCAGUCCUCCCACCACCAAGGCUCCUUUACAGCUGUCUGCAAAGUGCUGACUGCCCUUGAAAAGUUUCACCCGCCCACACCAUCUUCGUCUUGAGGGUCUACGAGUGGAAUGUGCCCACUGAAAGUGAAAACAAUUCUACUUUUUCAAAGCUUAUUUCCAGAGCACAAAUGUACUUGAUUAUGAUCCUCCACCAGAAUGAAACUUGAUUUCCCUGAUAUGUUGUUUCUGUUACCAGAGUGUGGCUUGAGACCUUGGUCCCCUUCAGCUCUUCUUUACCCACUAAACUGUGGCACCAAGAAGUGGCUGCCAUCUUGCUUCAAGGGUCACACACAAAUUUCCAGGUCCAAA
This is a messenger RNA of Vombatus ursinus (common wombat), 1466 nucleotides long. It is a transcript of the gene RNLS, whose product is annotated as renalase, FAD dependent amine oxidase. The record is from RefSeq and is a predicted model, not a curated record. Lineage: Eukaryota; Metazoa; Chordata; Mammalia; Diprotodontia; Vombatidae. The coding region runs from base 1 to 918 and encodes 305 amino acids. The transcript has 7 exons. Gene Ontology annotation, molecular function: oxidoreductase activity, acting on NAD(P)H. Gene Ontology annotation, cellular component: extracellular region.